CAAUAUCGAACAAAAUGGAGUUCGUUCUUUUUAGAUUGUAUUUAUAAACAAAUAAUUAAUUUUUACUAUAACAAUUGAUUAAUGUAAACAAAAUGUAUAAUAAAUAAUUUAAAAAAAUAAAUAAUAGUGCUGUCAUCGCAAAAACCAGAGGGCGCAAGCAGAGCUAUGGUUUAGUAUAUAUCCAGGCAGUGGCUCAAUAAGAACAUAAGUGUGUUUUAACAUUUUACAAAAAAAAAAAAUAUCUGAUAAUAAAACUCAGAACAAUACGCAAUUAGAAAAUGAGUAUAAAAAACAUUUGCUGUCUUGGUGCUGGAUACGUUGGAGGUCCUACGUGUAGUGUGAUAGCUUUAAAAUGCCCAGAAAUUAAAGUUACAGUUGCUGACCUCAGCAAAGACAGAAUAGCCCAAUGGAACUCAGAAAAACUGCCUAUUUAUGAGCCUGGUUUAGAUGACGUAGUGAGAAAGUGUAGAGGUAAAAACCUGUUUUUCUCAAAUAACAUUGAAGAGUCAAUUCUAGAAGCUGAUUUGAUUUUUAUUUCUGUAAACACUCCUACAAAAAUCAACGGAAAUGGAAAGGGCAGAGCAGCUGAUCUAAAAUACGUAGAGGGCGCAGCAAGAAUAAUAGCAGAUGUGGCACAAAACAACAAAAUAGUAGUAGAAAAAAGUACAGUUCCUGUAAGAGCAGCCGAAAGCAUAGCCAAUAUUUUAAUUGCUAAUCAAAAACCUGGUGUAACUUAUCAGAUUUUGUCUAAUCCUGAGUUCCUAGCUGAAGGUACCGCGGUAAAUGAUUUGCUCAAUGCUGAUAGAGUUUUGAUUGGUGGUGAAAAUACAGAAGCUGGACGGGAGGCAGUAGAAAAGUUGUGCAGUAUUUAUGAGCAUUGGCUACCAAGAAAAAAUAUUGUUACUAUGAACACAUGGUCCUCGGAAUUAUCAAAACUUGCUGCAAAUGCUAUGCUGGCCCAAAGAAUAUCAAGUAUCAAUUCGUUAUCGGCAGUAUGUGAAGCUACAGGUGCAGACGUUUCUGAAGUAGCUAGAGCUGUAGGAUUGGACUCGAGAAUAGGUUCCAAGUUUUUGCAAGCUUCUGUAGGAUUUGGUGGUAGCUGCUUUCAGAAAGAUAUACUAAAUCUCGUCUAUAUUUGUGAAUGCUUGAAUUUACCAGAGGUAGCAGCUUACUGGCAGCAAGUCAUAGAUAUGAACGAGUAUCAAAAACAUCGUUUUACUACAAAAAUAAUUGAAUCCUGCUUUAAUACUUUAUCUGGAAAGAAAAUAUGUAUUCUUGGAUUCGCUUUUAAGAAAAAUACAGGCGAUACUAGAGAAAGUCCUGCUAUACAUGUAGCUAAGACGUUACUAGAUGAGGGAGCUUCUAUUAAAAUUUAUGAUCCUAAGGUGGACAAAGAACAAAUUGACGAAGACUUAACCAAUCCAUAUGUAUGUGAAAAUCCAGAAAAUUAUAGAAAACGGAUUUCUAUUUAUACUGAUCCCUACACUGCAUCAAAAGAUUGUCACGCCAUUGUAGUAUGUACUGAAUGGGACGAAUUUGUUGACUUAGACUACAAAAAGAUCUAUGGCAAUAUGAUGAAGCCAGCUUAUAUAUUUGACGGAAGAAAAAUUUUGGACCAUCAGGCUCUAAUUAAUAUUGGAUACCAUGUGCAAACGAUAGGCAAAAGGCUUUAAUUAAGUCAGCCGUUGCUGGAAUAAAGGGCGAAAGUUAUACAUAAAAUGAAAGAAUUGCAUACCCUCUAAAGUAUUUUUAUAUUUAUUUUUCAAAGUAUUAAUUAUAAUUCCGUACUUAUUUAUAUAUCAUGUAUUUCAGUAAGUUUACAUCUUAUACACAUUAUACACUAUUAGCAUGUUA
Messenger RNA from Psylliodes chrysocephalus, 1854 nucleotides. The record is from the annotation of a GenBank genome assembly. Lineage: Eukaryota; Metazoa; Arthropoda; Insecta; Coleoptera; Chrysomelidae.